Messenger RNA from Knipowitschia caucasica, 351 nucleotides. NCBI's taxonomy places the organism in Eukaryota, Metazoa, Chordata, Actinopteri, Gobiiformes, Gobiidae. The record is from the annotation of a GenBank genome assembly.
AUGGGUGGAGGGGUGGGGUUUGGUGGGGGGAUGAAUGAUAGGGUAGGGUUAAGGGAUGAUGGGGGGUGGAGUUGGGAGGGGGGUAAAGGAUGGUGUGAGGGAGAUGGAGGGGGGGGGGGGGAGUUUAAAAUGGAGUUCGGAGGGGAAUUGGGGUUUGUGAGGGGUGUGUUUGGGUUUUUAUGGUUGGUGAGGGGGGAGUGGGUUAUAUAUAUGGAGAUUGGGGGGAAGUUUUGGGGGUUUAUAAAGGGGUGGAGGGUAGAAUGUGGAUGUUGGGUGGAUGAUAUGGGGAUGGGGGGGGGGGGUAGGGGUUGGAUAGGGAAUGGUAGUAUGGGGUAUGGGGGGGGGGGAUAA